Messenger RNA from Vanrija pseudolonga, 782 nucleotides. RefSeq names its product Protein SGT1 B (gene SGT1B). Bases 62 to 703 code for a protein of 213 amino acids. The transcript has 4 exons. The record is from RefSeq and is a predicted model, not a curated record. NCBI's taxonomy places the organism in Eukaryota, Fungi, Basidiomycota, Tremellomycetes, Trichosporonales, Trichosporonaceae. Gene Ontology annotation, molecular function: protein-folding chaperone binding.
CUGUUGGGAUCGCGUACUCGGUACUCGGAACUAGACACUACAGAGAGAGUACCCAGUAGCCAUGACAAGGCCCCAAGACAUCCCCUUGCCUCGGUACGACUUCUACCAGUCCCCCGUCGACCUCACAGUCAGCCUGUACAUCAAGGGCUACGGCGCGUCGCCAGCACGCGAGCAGGUCAAGGUACACUACUUCACCAACCGCGUCGAGGUGGUCCUCCCACCUCUCAACGGCGAGGACGCGGGCAAGCGGUUCGAGCUCGGCCCGCUCGUCGGCUCGAUCGUGCCCGGCGAGUGCUCGGAGCGCGUGCUCGGCACCAAGAUCGAGCUCAAGCUCACAAAGGACGAGCCAGGAGGCUGGACCGACGUCGUUGGCACCGGGUCAGUAGCGCCGGCCAGCAUCUCGGCACCGCCUGCCCCAUCGGCGCCUGCACCAAAGCCUGCGCGGAAGAACUGGGACAAGUUUGUCGACGACGAUGACGAUGACAAGGAAGGAGGGGACAAGGACCCGAACGCCGGAGGCGACGCGGCUCUCCAGAAGCUCUUUGCAGGCAUCUACGCCAACGCCGACCCCGACACGCGCAAGGCAAUGAUCAAGAGCUAUACCGAGAGCGGAGGCACGAGCCUGUCGACCGACUGGUCGCAGGUGGGGACUGGCGCGGUCCCCGUGCGUCCCCCUGAUGGCAUGGAGGCGCGCAAGUACUAGCCGUAGCCGACCACAGGCAGGAAAGACGCCAACGAAACUAAUUUGGUCGUGUGAGUAGCCGGGAGAUGCCACUGUACAU